Messenger RNA from Gambusia affinis (western mosquitofish), 1810 nucleotides. RefSeq names its product C-type mannose receptor 2-like. NCBI's taxonomy places the organism in Eukaryota, Metazoa, Chordata, Actinopteri, Cyprinodontiformes, Poeciliidae. The transcript is spliced from 6 exons. Bases 368 to 1471 code for a protein of 367 amino acids. The record is from RefSeq and is a predicted model, not a curated record.
GAGGUAGAUAAUAACUCAACCCAAAACAACCCAGAUGAACAGUUAUCACUGUCAUCAGUUUGGUCUUUAAAAUGUCUGCAACAUUUUUAUUAGAGAGACAAUCUGAAACUGUAAGAUUGAAACAAUAAUAAACAGUGUUUUUAUUCUCAAAGAGCAGCAGAGCCUCAGCAGUAAGACGCCAUAAUGACUGUUAAUGUUUCUCUGGAAGAUCAACCAGGUUCCCAGGAUAUGGAGCUGCUGUUUAGAGAGCAGCAGUUGACCUGGGACAGUUUCAGCAGAGCAUCAAGAGGAGAGAGUCUCAUUCACUGAGGGGGAAAAGGAAACGUAGACAAACUGCUGGAGGAAAAUCAUUCAUCUGACAGCAAAGAUGCAGUGGAGUCUGAUUCUGCUCUUCCUGAUGGCUCAGUGUUGUUUCAUUGACUGUCAGCUCUAUCAGUUUCACUACAUUAAUCAGAAUAAGAACUGGACUGAAGCUCAGCAGUACUGCAGAGAGAAACACACUGACCUGGUCACAGUGACUAACAGAAAGGACAUGAAGAGACUCAACAUCUCAGCUGGAGGUCAGAGUGGAGCUUGGAUUGGUCUGAUCAGUAAACCAGAAUUUAACAGAACAUGGUACUGGUCUCUGACUGGAGUGGAGUUCAAUGAAAGUGAAACAAAAUGGAACCCAGGACAACCGACUGAUACAGGAAUUCAAGGUCGUGAGAACUGUGGGGCUGUGCAUCAAAAUCUCACAUGGUUAGAUCAGGGUUGCCAGUGGCCUGAAUAUUUCCUCUGUUAUGAUGAAACUAAUACAACCCAUAAAUAUCACCUGAUUAAAGAGAUGAAGACCUGGCAGGAAGCUCAGAGUUACUGCAGAGAGAAACACACAGACCUGAUCAGUGGAACGAAGCAACUAGAGGAUGAAGAAGUGAAGAAAUUGAUGAAGUCUUCAGAUCGUAGAGCAUACUUUGGUUUAUUCAGAGACAAUUGGAGGUGGUCAGAUGGAAACAGUUUCUCUUUCAGACACUGGAAUAAUGAAUUAAACAAUCCAGAAUCUGUCAGAGAUCUUUGUGCCAAGAUUGAUGAUGGAGGCAGAUGGAAGAAUGAGAACUGUGAUGAAAGAAAACCCUUCAUCUGUUAUGAUGAUAAAGUGAUCCUGAUCAAAGAAAAUAAAACCUGGGAGGACGCCUUGACCUACUGCAGAGAUCAUCGUGAUGACCUGGUCAUCAUCACCAACAUGGAGGAACAGAGAUGGAUCCAGGAGAAAGUCAAGAACGCAUCGACUGGUUAUGUCUGGUUGGGUUUGCGCUUCCACUGCUUGAAGAACGUCUGGUUCUGGGUCUGUAAGAAGAGGACCAGCUAUAAGAACCCGACCUCAGCAGGAUUGAUGAACUGUAACACGUCUGGAGCCAUGCAGGCUGGAGGAGAACAUAGAUGGUUCCAAAGAAACGACACAGAGGAACUGAACUUCAUUUGUUCUAAGGUUUAAAGUUCACUCUGAUUUCUGGUGACUUGAGUUUGUUGUUUCCAAAGUGAAUAUUUGGAUGUUUGGCUGCAUAAACGUUUGAAAUGUAAUUUUAAAGUAGAAACUAAUGUUACGGCUCCAGUAGGUCUCUUCUUGCAGGAUUCUGCAGACAGACAGGUGUUGUUGUUUGGCCUGAUUAAAGCUGAACGUCAGGAGACUUUUUCCUUCUCCCUCCUCAGAACCCAUUUGGUUUGCUUUGGGUCCUAUGGUUGGUUUUUUUAGGGUUGUUUUGGCUUUUGCUUAUUUUUUAUUAUUCAUGAGUUUUUGCAUUAAUCUAUUUUGGUUUCUUAUUUCAGGUUUGAU